UUAUGCAUCUAUUUUAUGUUUAGGAAAAUUUUAAAAUUUGAGUUGAAAAAUGGCUUUAUCAAAAGUUGAUCUUGCUGGGAUAUUGGAAUGCAAAAUUUGUUUAGACACUUUUUAUAAACCGAAACAUCUUAAUUGCGGUCAUGCAUACUGUAAAGAUUGUUUAGAUGGUGUUUUGGUAUUUCAAGAUGAUGGAAGUGCUGAACUAAAAUGUCCAUUAAGAUGUUCUAAAACGACAAUAGUAGAUCAACAUGAAACAACAUCUUCUUUGGCAAAUGUGUAUACAUUAACUGACCUUUUGGAUAAGAUGUCAGUUGGUGGAAAGGUUAAAUAUUUAUGUCAGCAAAGUAAAAAAUGCAAACAGAUUAUCAGCUACUCCUGUACAACAUGCAGUGCAAAGAUCUGUGACAAAUGUCAAAACAUGCAUUCUUGUGUCAACAAAUCUGUUACCAAUAUCAGUUUUAAUGAAAAAUUGCAGCAACUCCAACCAUUAUGUAAGCAACACAACUCACUUGCAAAAUUUGUGUGUAUUGAUUGUGAAAAUCUGUUUGUAUGUGUGUAUUGCACACACAGGCAACACAAGAAUCACAGAACAAAAUCGAUUGCUGAUUUUGGUUUGGAAGCAAAACAAUGGUUCCAGUCGUUUAUCACUUCAUUCGAUGAAACAAAAAUUAUAUUGGAAAAUUUAACAAGAAAAUAUGAUGAUGCUCUAAAACAUGUACAGAAAGAAAGAGAAAUAUUCGCUCUUAAAAUAAAAGAAAGAAAAUUCAAACGAAUUGAAGAGUAUAUCAAUAUGUUAAGUAGAGAAGAAGCAGAUCUAUUAAAACUAUUCCAUGAGAAAUCAAAAGAAUUUAAAGCAAAGUUGAUUUCUGCUGGUUUUGUCGACAAUGCCAUAGUAAAAGAAUUUACAGAUUACGUACAAGGUUUUAAUUUAAAAUCUCAUUUCGAAUUGGUUGCUGAGAAAUUGGAGAUUGAACGCCAACUUCGCAAAUUAUCCUCUCAUCCAAAAACCGUGCCAACAUUUAAUUCACAACUCCAUCAAAUGAACAAAGAAGAUCAUUUUACAAAUCCAUUGGGUAAAAUGGAAAUUUCCCUUCGUGACAUCACUACUGUCGGUAUAAAUUCUAGUGAAUUUUCUGUUUAUAAUAACGUGAUUGAUGAAUGUGAAAGCCAACCCGACCAUUCGCAAUUAGUAACUGAUUUAAUGAACUUAGUUGAAAGUUUGAAAGAGUACGAGAAACCCACUCCAAAUGCAAUUCAAGCUUCUGCGAAAGAAUUAAAAAUCGAUGUUAAGCCAAGAAGUUUGCAGCUUGCUAAGAAGUGUUAUUCUUUUAAAGAGCUUGUAGAAAUCAUUAAAAAUGAUGAUGACAAGAAAUUGCAAACCAUUCUUAUUGAUAAUCCAUGGAUCGUCAAAAUGAGAGAUUAUUAUAAAAAUACGCUGUUGAUGAAUGCUUCACGUCAGAACAAACCAUCAAUAGUAAAAUGUUUAAUUGAUGCUGGUAGUGAUGUGUAUGCUGUGAGUAGAAAUAAAUGGAAUGCAUAUCACUACAGUGCACGCUUUGGUCAUUAUGAGGUUUUAAAACUUUUAAUUAAUCAUGACGUCACAAGUAUUAACAACGGAGACACUAUGAAUUACACACCAUUACAUUAUGCAUCUCAUCAUGGUCAUAUUGAAUGUCUUAAAUUGUUGUUGUCAGUACCACAUAUUGAUGUUAAUAUACGAAACAAUCGUGGUGAAACUGCUUAUGAUGUUGCUGAUAAUUACACUAUCAAACGUUUAAUAAAAGAACAUCAACAAACUUAAGAUAUUAUUUCUUAUGUUUGAAACUAUUGGCGGAGAAAUAUUGUAGAUUUGUGAAUAUGCUUUUAUACAGUUUUGGACGCACUAAUUACUCAUGACAUGUAUUAUUACUAUGAAACACCAUAAUAUUAUAUAACACUUUUGCAGAACAUUGGACGUUAACGCGUUUGUUUAUAUUCAUAAAUAUAAAUUGCCCCUGUAUUAUUUUUGACCAAGAUUUUAGAUUUGACACAUA
Molecule: messenger RNA, 2033 nt
Organism: Hydractinia symbiolongicarpus
Lineage: Eukaryota; Metazoa; Cnidaria; Hydrozoa; Anthoathecata; Hydractiniidae
Product: E3 ubiquitin-protein ligase TRIM56-like
Exons: 5
Coding region: 50-1801 (583 amino acids)
Molecular function (GO): protein binding; zinc ion binding
Source: RefSeq, a predicted model, not a curated record